UCCCUAUAGCCAUAGCCAUCAUGAAGACCUGUGGAUUGGUAGCGGUGCUGGCGGGUGCAUCGGUUGUGGAGGGAUUCUUGCCUGCUACCAGCAACUCCCUGGCGCUGCGCCAAUCACAACCAUCAUGUGUGUCCGGGAAGUCAAAGGCUGCCGUAGGACGUCAGGCGAGGGCGCAGCAGCAGCAGCAGUACAUGGUUGCCGCGCCUGCUAAGGAGGACACCGUGGCGGCGGUGCCCCACGGAGGCACGCUUGUUGACCUCAACCUCAAAAGCGACGAAGAGAAGAAGGCAGCCAUUGCGGCCUGCGACAUCGAGAUAUACCUCAACCCUCGCCAGCUGUGCGACGCUGAGCUCAUCUGCAAUGGAGGCUUCAGCCCCCUGACGGGCUUCAUGACGGAGGAGGAGUACAUGAGCGUGGUGGAGAAGAACCGCCUGCCUAACGGAUUGCUCUUUGGCCUCCCGGUCGUUUACGACACGGACCGCGAAGACUUGAAGCCUGGGAUGAAGAUUUUGCUCAAGCAGGAAGGCAACGACCUGCCCAUCGCAACCAUGGAAGUCGGCGAGGUGUUCACGCCCAACAAGCCGCUCGAGACGCUCAAGUGCUACGGCACCUCCAAGCUCGAGCACCCCGGCGUGCAGAUGGUGGCCAUGGAGAAGGGCAAGUUCUACGUGUCCGGCAAGCUGACCGGGCUCAACCGGCCGGUGAGGGACUUCUUCUGCAAGACGCCGGCCGAGACCCGCGAGGACCUCCCCAAGGGCGUGGACGUGGUGGCCUUUCAGUGCCGCAACCCCAUCCACCGCGCACACUAUGAGCUGUUUACCCGUGCGCUUGACGCUGAAAACGUGGGCAGCGACGGCGUUGUGAUGGUGCACCCCACCUGCGGUCCCACCCAGGCGGAUGACAUCCCGGGAGACGUGCGGUACCGCACGUACGAGGUUCUUAAGGAGGAAACCGCGAACCCCCGCGUGAGGUGGGCGUACCUGCCGUACUCGAUGCACAUGGCCGGUCCUCGCGAAGUGAGUCAGUCGGCCCACUCCAUAAAGAAGAUGAUGAUGUCAAUGAGGGGAAUUCAUACAGUAGCGAUGAACGAGGAGGAGAGGGAACGAGAGAACAAGAGGACAACCAAGGCAGCAAUCGAGGAGGGAAUCAUGGAGAGGAAGAGAGCAGGAGCUUUAAGCCGGAUGAUCGUCCUCAAAACAAACGGCGCAGGGCUAGAAAAGAAUUGCCGAGAAAUAGCUGUAAAAAUGACGAUGAGAGUGAUGCUGGCCAUGCAGCACAUGAUGAUCCGCAAGAACUUCGGGUGCACCCACUUCAUCAUCGGGCGGGACAUGGCCGGCUCCAAGAGCAGCGUCACGGGGGAUGACUUCUACGGGGCGUACGAGGCACAAGAGUUUGCGGCGGCUAACUCGGAGGAGCUGGGUGUGAAGUGCGUGCCGUCUUUGAACCUGGUGUACACGGAGGAGGAGGGAUACGUGACGGCCGACGUCGCUGAGGAAAAGUCUUUGGUGAGACAAGCUACUCUCUGCUGUACACUAUUUAUUUUCAAAAAUGACUCGGACGAGAGGAACAAGAUGCCCUCAUGGCUUUGUUUUUUGACCAAGAAGUCUCUGUCGGGCACCAAGUUCCGCCAGAUGCUUCGCGGCGGGGAGGACAUCCCAGAAUGGUUUGCCUUCAAGUCGGUGGUCGACGUCCUUCGCGCGGCCAACUAAAUUGACCGAUUGAUAGAUUUCUCGGCUAGUGAUUGAUUCAAUUUGAUG
Messenger RNA from Ectocarpus sp. CCAP 1310/34, 1757 nucleotides. Lineage: Eukaryota; Phaeophyceae; Ectocarpales; Ectocarpaceae. The record is from the annotation of a GenBank genome assembly.